UGAGUGACGUUGAUGUUUUAUCUGACAUUCCGGCCAGCUGAAGGGACAAAUAGAAGUGGUUUAAAUGGCUAAAAUUGAGAAUAAACUCGCAAUCAACACAGUGGAACAAGCCCAGCCUCCUCAAACCAAAGAAUGAAACUGAUUGCCUCACACUGACGGCUCUCUAAAUACUUGCCCGUGAUAAGGUGUGUGCUGCUGUAUUUAGGUGUCUCAGGUAUCAAGUGUGAUUCUGUAUCCUGUAGUUGUUUUUUUCCACAAAGCAGAGUCGGCGUGGACGGACACACAGCACAGCUGUGACACCAGAAAAAACAUUGACGGUGUGUUGCAUUUGGAGCGACAAAAAAAGAGAGACCUAUGAAGAAUGAACAACAGUCACCAGGAAUCGUCACCAGACAUACAGGAGAACCAGUUUGGGAGUCCUGCCCUGUCCAAACAGAGGAGGAUCAUCCACUUCUCCAGCGGUGAAACUCUGGAGCAGGAAGACAGUGAGGAGGAGGAGGAGGAAGAGGAGCAGUCAUCAAACAGGCCUCCAUUCAGGGAACCUGCAGAGAGGACUAGGUUGUCAUUCAAGAAUGUGGCCAUUCUAGUUGGGAGGCUUUCACUACUGACUUGUGAUUUCCUUGGAGAGAGACUAUCUGGCGCACUAGGACUGAAUGCGGCCAAAUACCAGUAUGCCAUAGACCAACAUCAACGCGACCACAAGACAACAAGAAGCCAGGCCGAGGACAACCUCGUGGAAGGACGGGCAGAGACGAUACAUCUCCCCUCUGGAGGGGGUCGGGGUCAGUACGGAGCUACAGGAGAAGCAGGCCGCCCUGCUGACCCCCAGGCCAGCUGUGAAGAGAAACACAUGGACAGAAGUGAAGGACGUCACAACAGAGCCUAUCAAGCAGAUGAGGAUUAAUUGAAAUAAAACUGAAAAAGAGGAAAAGCAAAGAAAUGAGUUUUUUAUGUGAAAGUUCUUGUUUAAAGUGCACUGAGUAACAAAUAAUGCAAUCAGGCUUGCUUAAAUGAUACAUAUAUGACAUAAUUUU
Molecule: messenger RNA, 1034 nt
Organism: Anoplopoma fimbria (sablefish)
Lineage: Eukaryota; Metazoa; Chordata; Actinopteri; Perciformes; Anoplopomatidae
Product: protein FAM177A1
Exons: 5
Coding region: 362-904 (180 amino acids)
Source: RefSeq, a predicted model, not a curated record